This is a messenger RNA of Adineta ricciae, 1119 nucleotides long. The record is from the annotation of a GenBank genome assembly. NCBI's taxonomy places the organism in Eukaryota, Metazoa, Rotifera, Eurotatoria, Adinetida, Adinetidae.
AUGAGUCAAGUGCAUAUAAGACAAGUUCCAUUUUCUACAUCCACAGAUGCACAACGAAUCGUUGGCUCUUGGUUUCCUACCAGCUAUUACGGUAAUUUUCGAGCAAAAUCUCGUGCCGAUCUCGCUCAGUAUUUUCGUCAAUUGGCGCAACCAAUCCCACCGAAAAAGUUUGUUGAUCGACAAACAGUAGAGGCCAAUACUCAUGUCUUUUCCCAACAUGAUAACCGCUUUCGAUUCGAAUGUGAUCCAUUAGUUCGAAAUACUCAAGGGGGUUUCGGCAGACGAAAAACGGUCAAUAGCGCACGUGGAAAUUUCAACCCAUAUCUUAUCAGUUGGGUACCGCGUAACACUGAUCAUAAGGCGCUUGCUGAAAGUGUUAAAAUUACGUCGUAUGGUGAUGAUUAUAAUCGUGACACAACACCAUCUCGUAUUCUAGCAGAAAUUCAGACAAUAAACAAUACCGACGACAAAAAUACGCCGUCGCCUAUAACAUCAACUGCGAGCGUUUAUUCCUGUACUUACAAACAUGGUCAACCUGACCAAGAACGAUCCAAACAAAUUCGACAAGAAACAUUUCAAAGGUUUCUAUCAGCACGUACACAAAUGUCGAAACAGAAGGGUAAUAAACGUUCAAGCAAUGGUGAGGGAAGUGUUGCAGCAUGUAUGGUAUGGAAUAAUACCGGUGACGAGAAUAAAUCGAUUCAGCCGUCUCUUCCACCAUCAACAUCUGUUCCUCCUCCUCCUCUUAAAGAAGAAAUAAUUACUAUUGUAAAACCCAUCACAUUGCAACCUCGUACGAUCAUCGACACUAACAGUUCAAGCAUAUCCGGUCGUCAGCGUGCGCAAAGUGCUGGACCUCGCCUGGUAACAUCAGUAUCAAACCAAUCUCUCCCGUUGCCGCCACCAUUACCGACUCAAAAAACAGUUUCCAAUCCACGGAUACAAAUCUCUCAAACAAUUUCACCUCCGAGAGAACGACCUCGAACCGCUCUGACUACUUCUCGCGAACAUUAUACAGGCUGCAAUUUUGGUCCUAAAAUAACAGAUCCUCGGCCAGCUGCUCCAUAUGAACAAACAUACACUGAUCGUAUGCAAAAUCUCGUUUCGAAAUAUAUGUAA